Actinia tenebrosa (Australian red waratah sea anemone) is the source of this 4249-nucleotide messenger RNA. RefSeq names its product gamma-tubulin complex component 3 homolog. Gene Ontology annotation, biological process: mitotic cell cycle; meiotic cell cycle; microtubule nucleation. Gene Ontology annotation, molecular function: gamma-tubulin binding; microtubule minus-end binding. Gene Ontology annotation, cellular component: spindle pole; microtubule organizing center; gamma-tubulin complex. Lineage: Eukaryota; Metazoa; Cnidaria; Anthozoa; Actiniaria; Actiniidae. The record is from RefSeq and is a predicted model, not a curated record.
CGGUACGCAGCUAAGAGGAUGAUGGUAAAUAACUAAAAAACAAUCUUUUUACUCUUAUUUAAGAAUUUUUCAGCAUGGUUGAGUCGGGUGAGAGUGACCCUAACUCUCCAGCAGGCCUUCUGUACGCUCUGUGCUGUAAAAUUAUUGGAAAAGACUCUAAAACUCAAGAUCCUAGUGUAUUAGAACACUAUCAGUAUGCUCUUCGUGUAGUUGGAAGUCGUUUUGCACCUUCUGUUGCCAAUGACGAAUUCAGAAUAGCUGAAAGGAUUAAAAGAAAAUUGGUUAGAGAGAACAAGGAAGUUGAUGCUGCUAUUUUCUCAGAACUUUACAGAAAACUAGGUUCCCAGGGUGUAAUUCAAAACAAGUGGGCUAUUCUCUACUUUCUCUUGAAUAUUAGUGACAACAGAAAAAGUGGCACAUCCCAAGGCCAGAAUGCAGAUGUCUUUUUUGGCCUUGGAUUACCACUCACUUCCACAUCUACCCCAGCAACUAAUGCAUUAAGACCAGUUCUUAACACUGGUGGCUAUUCGACAGUUCACUCCCAAAGCAGCAGUGGUAUUAGCAGCGAUCCRUCUAGUAGAACAUUCUCCUCAGACACCCAGACACCUUCUAUCUCUGUACAGCGCCUACCAAACACUGGUACACAAUCAGUAAGGUUUGCAGAUAAUGUCCAUACAUAUCGAUCUGAACCAUCACAUUUGUCCUCCAUGGUUGCAAAGUCACUUACUUUAUCAAGACAGCAGGAAUUUGACAGUGUAGGAAGAAUACCUGGGCCUGAAGCUGUGGCAAGACUACAGARUUAUGGCACAGGAGAAAAUACUUCCUUUGAGGCAUCUGAGGCCAUUCUUCUUAGAGAAAUAAUCUAUGUCUUCCAAGGUAUUGAAGGCAAGAUAAUUAAACUUGACGAAGCAACUGAUGCCUAUCGCAUUGACCCCAAAGUUGGUGUYCCAAAGUCAGUGCGUGACCUUGUCAACAAGCUAGCAGAACUAGGUUGGCUGUAUAGAAAGGUGCGGAAAUAUCUUGAUGCAAGAACAGGUGACAGAGCCUUGGGAUUGGUUGGACAGAGCUUUUGCGCUGCCCUCCAGCAAGAAUUAACAGAGUAUUAUCGCCUAAUGGCUGUACUUGAAGGCCAACAACAGCUUAGUGACCAGGGGAUUGAAGGAGAAGGAGCUAGUGGGAGUUUGACUCUUCGGCGGCUUAUGGUUUGGACUUUUGACCCACUCAUCAGACUAAGAACCUUGGCAACACUGGUUGAUACGUGCAAAGGGAAAAAAGGUGGAGCACUUCUGUCGGCUCUACACACAUACAUGCAGCAUGGUGAUCCAUUUGUAAAAUCCCUGGUCAAGCACAUUUUAAAUCUGGUUGCUCAUCCUAUUAGAAAUAUAAUGGACAGAUGGAUCUAUGAUGGAGAAUUGGAAGAUCAGUAUCAAGAGUUCUUUGUAGCUGUAGACUACACUGUUGGUGAUGACAGAUUAUGGUACGACAAAUACAGCAUCAGGAAACCAAUGCUUCCAUCAUUUAUUCCUCUUGAGUUGGCUACCAAAAUCCUGAAUAUUGGCAAAUCCAUCAACUUCAUCAGACAUGUUUGUAAGGACYGUGGGUCAAUUAUUAGGGAUGAAGACAAGGUGCACGAGAGGACUAAGGCUGAAAAGAAUGCUGCUGCAGCACAGUUAACAGCAGAUGCAGAAUUCACGGGUGCAGCAUUACAGGAAACCAUUGACAUAGCAUACAGAGAUACCAGCAAGAAAUUACUGGAAAUACUCUUCACCAAGUACCAAUUCCAGGAUCAUUUGAAGGCUCUGAGGCUGUACAUGUUGUUGGGUCAGGGGGAUUUCAUUCGUCAUUUAAUGGACCUUCUUGAAUCAGACCUUGACAAACCAGCCAGCACUCUAUACAUGCACAACCUGACGGGGGUACUAGAGGCAGCUAUAAGAGCAACUAAUGCCCAGUAUGAAAACCCUGAAAUAUUAAAAAGACUUGACUGUAGAUUGCUUGAGGUCUCCCCUGGUGAUACUGGUUGGGAUGUGUUCAGUUUGGAUUAUCAUGUGGAUGGGCCUAUCAGCACUGUCUUCACACCAGAAUGCAUGAUUCAUUAUCUAAGAAUCUUCAAUUUCUUGUGGAGAGCCAAAAGAAUGGAGUAUUGUCUGACUGGGAUCUGGAGAAACCAGAUGGUUAGCAAUAGAUUGGUCAAUACCAUACCAGAGCUUGUUCCUGUCCUUCAUCAGUGUCACAUGUUAGGGAUAGAAAUGGUCCAUUUCAUCCAUCAGAUGCAGUAUUAYAUUGCCUUUGAGGUUUUAGAGUGUUGCUGGGCAGACUUAAAGAAGCAAGUAUCAGAAGCCAGUGACUUAGAUCAUAUUAUAGCUGCACAUGAAACAUUCUUGGACCACGUUAUCUCUAGAUCUUUGUUAGAUACUGAAUCAAGAAAUAUGUUGACCCAGUUACGAGCCAUCUUUGAUCUGAUUGUUCAAUUCCAAAAUGCACAAUCUUUCCUAUACACUGCUGCAGAAGAAGAAGUUCAGUCCCGACAGAAGCUGAAGGAAUCUGUCAACAGAAAAACUGAGAAGGGUGACUGGGGAAUGACAGAGGAAGAUGAGGAAGAAGUAAGAAGAAAAUCAGUUCAUUUUGUGGAUAAAAUUGUUCCUGAUAUUAGAGCACAGCUGAGAGUACUGUUCCAGUCCUAUCAGGACAUGGUGCAACAAUUUCUGAUGAUGCUUACAAGUCACCAGGAUGACAAUCUUCGUUUCCUGAGCUUCAGACUUGAUUUCAACGAACACUACAAAAAGAAAGAGCCCAAGUUAAGGUCCCCAUUGACACAUAGAUUCAGUAAGCGGUAUAAAAACCGAUAAAACUUAUGUAGAUAAUCCAUAAUGCAAUCAUAGCAUCCUUACUUCUUAAGCUCACUAAAAUUGAUUACUUCAUUGAAAGGAAAACAAGUUAUUGGGUGUAACCUUGGAACAUUUUUGCAUGCAAAGUUUACCCAGAUCUCAUUCCUACAACACUUAUUUUUCAUGAAUACAUCACUGUUUGUUACAUAGGGCUUCUAAUAACUGAUAAGGUUUGUCAAAAGGAAUAUAUUGAAGUUCAUUUUUGUAAUGUAUCGUAAAAGGUAAUUAGUAUGAGGUGCAGACUGUAACUGACUGUGGUGACUGCUAGAUUUUUUUUGGUUUCUCAGUGGUUUUUUUGAAUCCAUAUGAUGGCCUGCACCAAAUAAAAAUGUUCAUCCAAGUGAAUGAACUAAUUGUCCAAAGACUGAGCAGUAUUAGUAAAGUAGCAGGUAUAUCAAUAACUGUGUCCAAAGUCUGCUUUGUGUCAGAACAAAGCUUAAUCUCAAAUGAGAGCACUACUUGUUGGUGUCAGUAAAGUAGGUCUGCUYGUCUUUUCAAAUCUUGUUUCAAUGAAAGCACUGCUUGUGGUUGUCAGUAGAGUACCAAGUCUAUGGAUACWGUGUCCAAUUAAGUCUGCUUGUCUUCAAAUCAAAUCCCACUCUCAACUGCAAUCACUGCCUGAGGUCUCAGUAGAGUUGCAAGUCUAUGAAUACUGAACAAAUGUACUAUCUUGAGAUGCUUCAUUAAUAAUGUUGUAAUUUCCAUGCUGCUGCUCAAGGUUUGGAUUUUGAGAUCCUCUGUUUUCCACGUAAUUAUCACACACCUGUAUAGAGUUCAAACAGUAGUGGAUAUGAGUGUAGGUAUUAUGUAUUUUAUUACUUUAAAUCAUGCUUAACAAAUCCCAAAUWAUGUGCAUCAUGGUAAGCUCUGGUAUUACAGGGAGCCCAUUAAAAGGUACUGCGAAAUAAGGCAAUAAUAGAAAAACCCCCUUGUAAGUUCUUAUUUGAAGGUAUUAUAUAGUUUCAAGGUGCAGAAAUAUUCUCUUAACCCUUUUGGGUUGUUUUCUUCUGCUCCUCCCAGUUAAUUUUUUAAAAAUAGAGAUGUAAAGUAUAAAAUUCUCAUUCUGGGAAAUAAAAAAACCUUGAAACCUUGAACCUACUUGAAAUGUCUGUAAACAUGUUUCAGAAAAGUUAGAGACAAAAACUUCAAGUAUUAUUAUGAAUCUUGACUUCAGUUAUAGUAUUUUUAGCGAUACUUUAUAUUUAGUACUAACUAAACUAUUGUUACAUUAAUGUCAAUCAUUUUCAUGAAAGCUAAAUACAAGUUGCUUUGUGUCACCAGCAAAUCAAUCUCUGUUUGCAUAUAAAUAAUGAAGGCUUGUGUCACAUGAAGUAAUGCUAUAUUAAAGGAUGCUAACAAAUUAA